Messenger RNA from Pyricularia pennisetigena, 2211 nucleotides. RefSeq lists its product as uncharacterized. The record is from RefSeq and is a predicted model, not a curated record. Bases 1 to 2112 code for a protein of 703 amino acids. The transcript is spliced from 3 exons. Lineage: Eukaryota; Fungi; Ascomycota; Sordariomycetes; Magnaporthales; Pyriculariaceae.
AUGCCGUCAUCAUCGACACGGGGUUCGAGGAAACCCGCCUUCUUGAGCAAGUCGAAGCACAAGUCAGAUGACUGGUCUCAAAUCUUGGAUCCAGAAGAGAGGGAGCGCACUCGAAAUCGCGUAGCGAAGCGCAAAUCUCGGACCAAGGCCAGAGAUAAGGAGAACCGGAACUUGCAUAAUCUGAACCUCAAUGGUAGCUACCAAGGCCGCGGGGCGAAUGGUUUGGAUCUGACAGAAAGCGGAAUGGAUCCGUCACCAGUUUUGCCCUCGUUUAUCCAAAGCAGUCCUGGCUGUUCAGAGGCUAGACCUGGCGAGAGCUUUACAAUUCAAGAUGGUAACUACAUGCAGGGCCAGGCGGCGACGUACGUACCAGUACCUUAUGUUGACAAUCCCGCGGCAAUCACGCAAGCCGAAUCACACGCAUCGGUGCCGUGUCUGCGGUCGAUAAGCCAUGUGAAGCAGCAAGGACCCCAGGCGCAUACAACACCACCCGUUCAUGAGCAGCUCACAUAUCAAGCGCGAAGCGGCGCUAGGGAGGCAUUGGGCAUCAAAGCCGACCCUGACUACUCGCCAGAAAACUACCAUAAUUUCAACCUAUUCAACCAUAGGCAGGAUAUGGUACCGGGUCUGCAAGUUCUGUCAAUAUUGGGACAGCAUCAGCCACACUUGUCUGCCAUGACGACUAGUGGUAUGGGCCCCCAGGGCGAAAUGCUUUGUCCAUGCGCCCAAAGUACCUUAACGCAGCUUCAGACAACUGAGAAGAACAGAGAGACACAAGUCAGUGAGAUUGGUUCUCAAGGCUUUCUUGGCAUGCCUCCGAAUGCACCCGAACAACCUCAGGGCCCAGUUGCAGGUAGCCCGGCUGCAAAACUUAUUUCGCAGAAGAAUUGUGACGAAAAAAUUCCCUAUUACUGCAAUAAAACCCACAUGCCCGGACAUGUUAUCCAUACGGGUGAUCGAACCUACGAAUGUGCACAAUGCGUUAAUAUCUUUUCCCAAAGAGACAGCCUUGAACGCAACCUCCAAGAUUCUCCUUGGACUGAAUUUCUAAUAGGUUAUGGUAGCAUGGACACCACGCAGAAUUAUGACCAAGAAGGCCCAUACUCAAUGGUCAGGUCGGGAGCGCAUUCAUGGCAACGGCAGGAGGUAGGGCUGGUUCCGAUGGGCAUAGACAUCGAAACUGGCUCCAUAGCUGCCCCCCUUUGUCAAUCAAAUACUUGGCCGAUCAUUCGUAGCACAAACUGGAAUCUCAAAGCCUUACAGGAGCCAAGUGAUCUUCUAUCGACCCUGGCUCCAGCGCCUUACACGAAUACGGCCACUGUGGUUUUUCGAAAAGAAGGGGAUGAAGAUGAUAUCACCUCAUUUUUGAAGUACGAAUUGUCGCCAAGCGUGAAUGUUUGCUUGGAAAUGAAAGACAUGUUUCCAGAAUAUUCAUGGCAACACGACUUUGAUGUUAGCCAGCAUGUCACGGGGCUUACGGUUUGGUAUUACAUCCCGGACAGCACCAUUUCUGUCAGUUUUAAGCUUUGCGCUCAAAAAGUCUCAAGAUCAGGGAUCUUCGAUCACAACAGCGCAAUUAAAGGGUCAGAAAUCAUUUCAGCUCCCGCACCUGUCGAGCAUUCCCGCGUUGCGGCCUAUCUGUCGUCUUUAAAAGGCCACGCCGUAACAAAUCUUGAUCGUUUUGUAACCCAGUUCCGAGCGGUUAUCACACCAGUUUCAGCAGGGAAUCAAGAAGGGUCUUUGGCCAACUUAUUUAUUUCAUUCGAGCUGAACCCCAACGUUUCUGAAAAUGAUUUGCUCCACGAUGAUUCAGAAGGUAUCGAGUUGCUCAACGAACAGCGCAACCGCGAUGAGUAUGACUGCGAAUUUCUCCUUGAUCAACCUUCUCAGCAUGUUGUAGGUCAAGAGGCAGACGCACCGGAGCAUUUCCGGCAAGGAACACCUCACCAACCCGCCAACUCAGACACCUCCAUCCCAGGUACAUUCAAAAUCGGAAACCAACCAGAUGAUCGCAAACGCGUUCGUGAGACGACUGCCAGCACGGAGGAGAAAGAAUGUUUUCAGUGGCAGUCAAAUAUCAAAAAGGCAAACGAAUUUUGGAUGGUUGUUUAAAACAAAAAAGACUACCAAGGAAAAGCCAACGGCCUCCUGGUGGAAAUUUGCAAAGAGAUCUCGUUGGCCAGGGAUAUGCAGACAACACGCAGUCUGUAA